Chara braunii is the source of this 795-nucleotide messenger RNA. The record is from the annotation of a GenBank genome assembly. Lineage: Eukaryota; Viridiplantae; Streptophyta; Charophyceae; Charales; Characeae.
GGAAUAUGAGGCACAUCAUGGUCUGGCACGUUCACGAGGUGUGGGGACAGGCUAGGCAGGUACCGAUCCUUUCAGAGGGGCAUUUGGUGGGAUGGAUGACGAGGAUGUGAUUGACCUCGAUGAGGACCACUGUCUGGAUGUUGGGCUCGUUGAUAAUGCCAGGCAGCGAGGCAAGGAAAAGACAACGCCUGCUCCUGACGCAGAGGACGAGUUGGAGGGGGGGGUUGGCACUUCGUCGGGUGCGGAUCAGUUUAUGCAUAAGGCACAGCAGGCUUCAUGUGCCCAAUCACAGCAAGAUGUUGACGAUUUGGCAAUGGUGACCAUUUUGGGGAAGAGGAAAGAGGUUGGUGGAAGUGGGGCAGACACAGUGGGGAAGAAGAGGCUCAAACAAGAGAGGGUGGACGAGGCUUAUGCUGGGGAUUGGGAGACAGAGCUCAAAAGACUCUUCCUGCGAUUUGUGUAUAGCAAUGGCAUUCCAUUCAAUGUCUUUCGCAGCAACUUUUGGAGGGAUAGGCAGGAGCAUCUGCUUAGGCUGUCUGUACGGGUGAAGUUGGACACACCAGAUUAUCAUGAGAUUGCCGCCGAGAAAACAUUGGAGAGGGAGAGGCUAGAGUUAGUGCGAGAGUUAGGCAUUGUUAGGGAACCGGCCUUGGAUGAGACAGAUGCUACCAUCCUCUCGGAUCGUAGCGUUGGGACAUGCAAAACCUUUAUUGAAAGAUAGAGACCAGCCCGAGCUGAUGCUAGGGGUGCUGAUAAGAGCAGGCACCACCAGCACUCCUGGGGAGGCUCCAUCUA